CAGCAGAGAGAAGUGCAGCCAUGGCAGCGCUGCGCAGGUUCCUCUCCUCCUCCCUGGCCAGAGGCUGCAGAGCAGCAGGGACACCGCAGACCCCCGCACGGAGGACCAGAGCCCUGCAGGUCCUGGCGGCGGCCGCGGGGGCCGCGGGGGCGGCUACUACCGCCUACUACUGCUGCGGGCCGGCGGGGCUGCUGCGGCAGACGCUGCCGCCCGUCUCCGCCUCAGAACAGGCGAGCACCCCUGGUGUGGGUGCGGUGCACAUGUCGCUCCAUGAGAAGAGAUUCCGGGUGUUCAGUUCAGUGGAGUACGAAGGCCAGCUCUACAUGACUCCACUAAACUUCAUUGAGUCCGUCACUCUGACCCAACCAAAGAGUAAAAAAGGAGGGAAGAGCCUGACAAAAAAAGAAUUAGACAAGAUUCUGUCUGAUACUCCACCUGUUGGGAAAGGAUCAUCUAAUUUGUUUAGAAAUCUUCGUGAGCGAGGUGUCAUCAGUUACACGGAGUACCUCUUCCUGGUCUGCAUUUUAACAAAGCCCCAUGCAGGUUUUCGUAUCGCUUUCAACAUGAUUGAUGCAGAUGGGAAUGAAAUGGUGGACAAAAAAGAGUUCUUAGUGUUGGAGGAGAUUUUCCAUAAGAAAAAGCCCAAGAAAGAAGCUACUGAGGACGUUGAAACACAGGACCAGCAGAACCUGGAGCUCUACGGUCAUCUCAAGUCCCAGCCACACACUGUGCUUAAACAUGACGGUCAGCAUGUGGCGGCGCGGGGCAUGUGGGACGCCCUCAGACGCGGCACGAGUCAAGUUCUGUUUUUUGAUGUCACUGAGCAAGCGGAUGAGAAAACAGAAACAACGCUGCUGGUGCAUUUCUUUGGAAAAAAAGGCAAAGCUGAGUUGAAAUUUGAAGAUUUUUACAGGUUCAUGGACAACCUGCAGACGGAGGUGCUUGAGAUAGAGUUCCUCUCCUACUCCAAAGGCAUGUCCACCAUCAGUGAGGAAGACUUUGCUCACAUUCUCCUCCGCUACACGAACGUGGACGACGUCAGCGGGUAUUUGGAGAACGUGCGUCACAGCAUUCCAGAUGAAAAGGGAAUCACCUUUGAGGAGUUCAGGUCCUUCUUUCAGUUCCUUAACAACCUGGAGGAUUUUGCUAUCGCCAUGCAAAUGUACAACUUCGCCAACCGCUCUAUUGGUCAAGAGGAGUUUGCUCGUGCGGUCUACGUGGCCACGGGGAUCAAGUUGACCCACCACUUGGUCAACACUGUCUUCAAGAUUUUCGAUGAAGAUCACGACGAUAGACUCAGCUACAAGGAGUUUAUCGGUGUGAUGAAGGAGCGGCUGCACCGCGGCAACAGGGGUGUCAGAAUGGAGGAAAAGUCCAUCUCUUUCAAGUCCUGCAUGAAGAGGGAGCUUUCGGGAAAAUAAGUGAAGAUCCCAGCGGCGGCGCAUGUUCGGCGGUCUGCAUCAGCCGUCUCUCUUCUAUCAGGGCGGAAGGGUUUCUGCAUGCUGCAGCAUCUUAGAUUGCUUUCUCUGAGGUUUCAGAAUAACAGGAUCCUGCAGAAAUAGGCUGCAGCGAGCAUAUGGUCCUGAGCGACAUGUGGUGAACCAACAAAAUCUACACACUCUGUGAAACUGGACUCUGCAUCGCACUGAUUAGCUCAUGUAAUUGCUUUUAAGGAGCAGUAAUUUAUUAGUAACUCUUGCUUAUUUACUUACAAAUAAUUUAAUUUGAGUAUAUUUGCUUAUUUAAGGAGCUAUUGAAUAUUUUCCGCUAACUGUCAUGUCUGAAACUGCAGGGUGGUGUUUUUGCUGCUCUGCCAGCUCGUCUUGUUCUUGUCCCGAGCCUGACUGUUCGGUGGCAGAGAGCUCUGGCUUUGACCUUCUGUCUGCCUCUGCACAGAUCAGCUCCGACCAGCAGCUCCCCUGCCCUCCUCCCUUUAUUUCCUCGCUUCCUCCAGCGCGCUGCAGCUCAAGUCCUCUGGAGGCAGCAGGCCUGAACGCACUCGCACACUCUGAGGUUGUUUUUUCACUCUUCAACCACCGGCAGCUAACGGAGUUAAUCAUUUCUUGGCUACAAAUAAAAAGUGCUAUUAUGCCACUGACAGGGACUACACCUCUUUAUGAUUAAACAUCCAGGAUACUGAAGCCAUAUGCUUGUCUUGGGAUACUCAGACUGUUACUAUAAGAAAACAAACAAGGAUGUAUAAAGAGGAACUUACUGUUUUUGUAUGUUACUGAUUCUUAAAGACUCAUUUUACAUCCAUUCUGGCUUUGUGUGGAGGUGUGUAAUAUAAAAACAGACCAAAGAAGUGCAUUUAGUCUACAUCCCUCUUUUUAAAUCAGGCUUUGACUGUUACGUGCAUGCAUUUAAAAAGUAAUAAAUGCUAAAA
Molecule: messenger RNA, 2386 nt
Organism: Cololabis saira (Pacific saury)
Lineage: Eukaryota; Metazoa; Chordata; Actinopteri; Beloniformes; Belonidae
Gene: micu3b
Product: mitochondrial calcium uptake family, member 3b
Exons: 15
Coding region: 21-1421 (466 amino acids)
Biological process (GO): mitochondrial calcium ion homeostasis; calcium import into the mitochondrion
Cellular component (GO): uniplex complex
Molecular function (GO): calcium ion binding
Source: RefSeq, a predicted model, not a curated record